UUUUAAAAUUUUAGUAAUUUAAAGGUUACUAAAAUAAUUAAAAUCUAAAAUCAAGAUUCGACACAAGUGAUAAACUUUGAGUUGAUUGAGUAAUGAUUGAACAAUAAGAUUUCUACACAAUUCGUAAUUUAUAAAACCAGACCAUUUUACUCCUAGUCGGAUUAGGGAAUUCCGAGAGGAGAGUUUGUGUUGGUUUAAUUUCCUAGCUUUCCUCCAGUCGCAAUUCGGGAAUCCGACUCCGGUAUUUUGGUAAGCUAAUUGGAACUCCCGCUAUUUGGCUUGUCAGACGCCAAACUUCCGUAUUUUGGUAAUUUCCUCUCUCAGAGGCUUCUGGCUUGUUAUAAGAUGUGAUUCUCCACCUGCAUCUGUAUGGGGACAUUUGCUACCGACAGAGAUCACAUUCGCAAGUGUUAUGGUGAGCUCUGCUUCUCUCUCUUUCAAGAAACAAAACAGACUAUCCUCCUUUCACAAAAAUCAGAAGGGCACUUUCAUCUAAUUUUCCCUUGAUUAUGGUUCUUUUUCUUGGCGUAGCUCAUGUUAAGGGGAUAAGUUCCCCCCUAAACAGAGCAUUCUCCAAUGUCAGUGCAUCGGAACUCCAAAUACCGGACAUAGCGAGGCGUGCAAGAAAAAUGCCAGCGGGAGUUGUUCAGUUCACUGUACAAGGAACAUAUGCCCCCUUCCUUGCUGGGUCAGGUCAGGGCGGGGCGGCAUGGGUCAAUACUAAUACCCACACCCACACCAUUGUAUAGGCAGAGCGGGGUGGAUCCGCCCCAUACCUGUUGGGGCGGGCUGAACCUGACCAAAUGUCUCAGGCCAGGGCGGGCCAUUGCGGACUUCACUGCACUCGAGUUCCAUUGGGUUCACCGCCAUUGGAAUUCCACGUCCAGAUAGACACCGACAGUGAAAUUUCAUGGGUCAGUUGUGCAUUGUGCAAUGGCUGCCCACUAUCUAGCGGAUUUCCGUUCCACCUUCAAUUCUUCAACCCGCAAAGCUCCUCUACAUCUUCAUUUAUCCCAUGCUCGGAUCAUCGGUGUGCUUCCCACAACCAUGAAUGUUCAAGCAGUAAUAAUAUAUGCAAAUACAACUUUUCAUAUGGUGAUGGUGGGGAGACAGCAGGUUACCACAUUGCUGACAAAAUUCAUUUGGAUAUGAUUAAUGGAAAUAAAUCUGCUUCAAGUGUGAUUCCCAUUGUAUUUGGGUGUAGUACUUAUCAGCUCGGAUAUUUGACACAAAGCAACCUGGCACUUGAUGGGAUCUUCGGGUUUAAUCGAAAUAAAAUGUCCAUUAUCUCGCAGCUCUCCUCCGAAGGUGUCGUCCCAAAAGUAUUCUCCCACUGCCUAAAAGGUGGAGAGGGCAAUUUUUUUUGUGCUUGGUGAGGCAGUCGGGUUGAAUCUCAUGUGGACUCCCCUCGCUCCACCCAAGUAAGAGAGGAACAGAGUAACCUAACUAGCCGGAGAUGUCACCAAUUGCCUGAGCUCAAAUCAGACGACAUCAAACCCACCAUCCAUCUUUAUCCCCUCCAGACUUCACUACACUCGAGUUCUAUUGGGUUCACCGCCAUUGGAAUUCCACGUCCAGAUAGACACUCGCAGUGAAAUUUCAUGGGUCAGUUGUGCAUCGUGCAAUGGCGGUCCACUAUCUAGCGGAUUUCUGUUCCACCUUCAAUUCUUCAACCCGCAAGGCUCCUCUACAUCUUCGUUUAUCCCAUGCUCGGAUCAUCGAUGUGCUUCCCACAACCCUGAAUGUUCAAGCAGUAAUAAUCUAUGCAAAUACGACAUUACAUAUGGAGAUGGUGGGGAGACAGGAGGUUACUACAUUGCGGACAACAUUCAUUUGGAUAUGAUUAAUGGUAAUAAAUCUGCUUCAAGUGUGAUCCCCAUUGUAUUCGGCUUUUCUCCGAAGGUGUCAUCCCAAAAGUAUUCUCCCACUGCCUAAAAGAUGGAGAGGGCAGUUUUUUUGUGCUUGGUGAGGCAAUCAGGUUGAAUCUCAUGUGGACUCCCCUCGCUCCACACAAACUUCACUACACUCGAGUUCUAUUGGGUUCAGCGCCAUUGGAAUUCCACGUCCAGAUAGACACUGGCAGUGAAAUUUCAUGGGUCAGUUGUGCAUCGUGCAAUGGCUGUCCACUAUCUAGCGGAUUUCUGUUCCACCUUCAAUUCUUCAACCCGCAAAGCUCCUCUACAUCUUCAUUUAUCCCAUGCUCGGAUCAUCGGUGUGCUUCCCACAACCAUGAAUGUUCAAGCAGUAAUAAUAUAUGCAAAUACAACUUUUCAUAUGGUGAUGGUGGGGAGACAGCAGGUUACCACAUUGCUGACAAAAUUCAUUUGGAUAUGAUUAAUGGAAAUAAAUCUGCUUCAAGUGUGAUUCCCAUUGUAUUUGGGUGUAGUACUUAUCAGCUCGGAUAUUUGACACAAAGCAACCUGGCACUUGAUGGGAUCUUCGGGUUUAAUCGAAAUAAAAUGUCCAUUAUCUCGCAUCUCUCCUCCGAAGGUGUCGUCCCAAAAGUAUUCUCCCACUGCCUAAAAGGUGGAGAGGGCAAUUUUUUUUGUGCUUGGUGAGGCAGUCGGGUUGAAUCUCAUGUGGACUCCCCUCGCUCCACCCAAACUUCACUACACUCGAGUUCUAUUGGGUUCACCGCCAUUGGAAUUCCACGUCCAGAUAGACACUCGCAGUGAAAUUUCAUGGGUCAGUUGUGCAUCGUGCAAUGGCGGUCCACUAUCUAGCGGAUUUCUGUUCCACCUUCAAUUCUUCAACCCGCAAGGCUCCUCUACAUCUUCGUUUAUCCCAUGCUCGGAUCAUCGAUGUGCUUCCCACAACCCUGAAUGUUCAAGCAGUAAUAAUCUAUGCAAAUACGACAUUACAUAUGGAGAUGGUGGGGAGACAGGAGGUUACUACAUUGCGGACAACAUUCAUUUGGAUAUGAUUAAUGGUAAUAAAUCUGCUUCAAGUGUGAUCCCCAUUGUAUUCGGCUUUUCUCCGAAGGUGUCAUCCCAAAAGUAUUCUCCCACUGCCUAAAAGAUGGAGAGGGCAGUUUUUUUGUGCUUGGUGAGGCAAUCAGGUUGAAUCUCAUGUGGACUCCCCUCGCUCCACACAAACUUCACUACACUCGAGUUCUAUUGGGUUCAGCGCCAUUGGAAUUCCACGUCCAGAUAGACACUGGCAGUGAAAUUUCAUGGGUCAGUUGUGCAUCGUGCAAUGGCUGUCCACUAUCUAGCGGAUUUCUGUUCCACCUUCAAUUCUUCAACCCGCAAGGCUUCUCUACAUCUUCAUUUAUCCCAUGCUCGGAUCAUCGGUGUGCGUCCCACAACCCUGGAUGUUCAAGCAGUAAUAAUAUAUGCAAAUACAACAUUACAUAUGGAGAUGGUGGGGAGAUAGCAGGUUACUACAUUGCGGACAACAUUCAUUUGGUUAUGAUUAAUGGUAAUAAAUCUGCUUCAAAUGUGAUCCCCAUUGUAUUCGGGUGUAGUACUUAUCAGCUCGGAUAUUUGACACAAAGCAACCUAGCACUUGAUGGGAUCUUCGGGUUUAAUCGAAAUAAAAUGUCCAUUAUCUCGCAGCUCUCCUCCGAAGGUGUCGUCCCAAAAGUAUUCUCCCACUGCCUAAAAGGUGGAGAGGGCAAUUUUUUUUGUGCUUGGUGAGGCAGUCGGGUUGAAUCUCAUGUGGACUCCCCUCGC
This is a messenger RNA of Cuscuta europaea, 3674 nucleotides long. Lineage: Eukaryota; Viridiplantae; Streptophyta; Magnoliopsida; Solanales; Convolvulaceae. The record is from the annotation of a GenBank genome assembly.